GGCGGCAGCAGAAGAACAGCAAUGGCUGUGGUCAUUUUCCCGUCCCGUGCGAGCCCAGACGGAGCAAGCCCGCACGGAGGCCGGGCACUCCGUGCGGAGGGGGGAGGAGGGAGGAGGAGGGAGGAGGAGGAGGAGGAGGAGGAGGAGGAGGAGGGGCCUGCGCUGGCAUCCCCCGAGAGCCGCCGCGUCGGCCAGGGAGCUCGGUGUCCUCCGACGCCCCCGCGGCCCCUUCCGUGGGACGCUGGCACGCUCACGCCCCACACUCCAACGUCUUACGAAACAAUUCAUCGUGUCUGUGUGUUUCUUUCCCCUCCGGAGAGGACUCAGCCGGUGAGGGCCUUGCCCACGGCGGGCCCUCGCCCGCCGGCGGCCUCCGCGGGCCCGCCGCGCCGGGGCGCGGCGGGGAUGCCGGGGAGCGACAGGGACCGCCGCGGCCGCCGCGCGCCUCCU
This is a messenger RNA of Prorocentrum cordatum, 450 nucleotides long. Lineage: Eukaryota; Dinophyceae; Prorocentrales; Prorocentraceae. The record is from the annotation of a GenBank genome assembly.